AUGAAUCAGUUACAACGAAUAAUUGGGCGCAUCGCCAGAUAUUCAUAUAAUAGCUUACCUAAAAUCACCUUCAACUUGAGCAGCAUCUAUAAUUAUGAUAACAAUCCAAGAUUGCAAGGGCAUUUAUUGAAAUGGCAACGUUAUUAUGCUAACACCUUACUCAAAGAGGCUGACAACAACGAUACGAAUACCAAACCAAAUUCAUUAGCUCCCUUCGAAGAUAUCAAGAAAUGUAAAACAGUCAUUAGUGUUUUAAAUCUGUUUUUUAAAUAUCAGUAUCGAUAUGGUUGUAGUGAUGUAAUUGCUUCAUUGGAUCAAAUUUAUGCUAAUGCAAGCCGUACAUCCAGUUUGAGAAUUGUUACCGCGCUACCAAAUAAUCCUAAAUUUAAUUUAUUAUGUGAUUUUGCGAAACGAAAGGCUGGUCAUUUCAAUACAGAUGAAUUAUUGCAAUUGUUAAAAUGUGCUCUAAAAAUUCAAUCUCUUAUAGGCGACACACUCAGUGCUCAAUUGGGACAGUUAUCAAAUCACAUUAUACUGACGCUAGAGCGUCGUAUUGAAUCCUUAACUAUUUUGGAUUUAUUAGUUAUUCUUGAAUUAAAAAUAGGAUCAAGAUUAAAACUAAAAGUGAUCAAUGAGCAACUUGUAAAUAUGCUAAUACCUAUUAUUCAUGAAGGAAAGGAUGUGCAAUUGUUGAUGCGUAGUUUUACUGUCUUUGCUCACUAUGGCAUUAAAUCAUCAGUUGUUGGUAAACUUGAAAGCUGGAUAGCCAACCACUUCAAUGAACUUUCUAUUGAACAAAUCUGCGAUGUUUGUAAUGCUUUUCAUCGAUUAAAUCGACGCUGCCCAGAACUUCGAGAAAUGCUUGGACAACGUGCCGCUCAUCUAGACUUAGACGGCUUAUCUGAAGAGCAUGUACUGUCUUUGAUGAGGUCGUUUACUUAUCGCCCAUUAGUUGUUGAAGACCUCUUUGAAAAAAUUUCAAACUAUGUAAUUAAAAAUAUCAAUAAUAUGAGUACUUAUUCUGUUAGCCAGAUUGCUCGUGCUCUUUCAAGCUUACGAUAUUAUAAUAAAGAUUUAGCUGAUGCAAUUGGACUUCACCUGACCGAUAAAGGAGCACUCUAUGAAUUCUCGAUACAAUCUAUUGGCGAUAUUUUAUAUGUAUUUGCUAGGUGGAAUCAUUUACCUGAACCUGCAUUAUUACGAAAAUUAAUAUCUAAAAUCGAAUAUUACAUAAAGUCUACCCCUAAUAUGAUUAUUCCACCCAUUGUUACAUCCAUUUGGUCUUUAAUUAUCUUGGAUACCUUUCCUCAUCGAGCAAUUAAUGCAUUGUUCAAUGAAAAAAUUGUUUCAGAGAUUCAUAGUUUUGGUACUGGUGCUAUCCAAGUGCAAAUGUUUCAGAUUGAUUUAGCCGCUAAACUGGAAAGACCUGAACUGCAAUUACAAGGUUUAUCCCAUUCGCAUAGAAACCACUUUCUGAAACCACUCAAAAAAUUUUCUACAAAAGGAUCUGUCUUUCAACAUAAUGUUCAAAGAACUUUGGAAUACCUAUUUGAUGGAUCGCACUAUUAUUGGAAGGAAUUCAAGACUGCAUAUGGUUAUAGUGUUGAUCUUGCAAUUAUGACAGAUUUGAACAACGUUUUACAGGAACCGAAAGUUAAUGUCCUUCGCAGCAAAAAUAAGCCAACCCACUACAAAAGGAUAGCUAUUGAAGUUGAUGGGCCAUAUCACUUUCUUCAUAAUUCAACAAAACUAAUUGGUGAAUCUAAAAUGAAGCAUCGGCAAUUGAGACUUUUAGGUUGGACCGUUGUUCAGGUACCAUACUUUGAUUGGGAAGAACUUAACACCGAUGAUGAACGCAAGCAAUAUAUGAAACGGAAGAUAUUUGGCGAUGGUCCUAUGAACAUUAACCGUGAGAACUAG
Messenger RNA from Trichoplax adhaerens, 1920 nucleotides. RefSeq lists its product as uncharacterized. Gene Ontology annotation, cellular component: mitochondrial matrix; ribonucleoprotein granule. The transcript is spliced from 4 exons. Gene Ontology annotation, molecular function: RNA binding. Gene Ontology annotation, biological process: mitochondrial RNA processing; regulation of mitochondrial mRNA stability. The record is from RefSeq and is a predicted model, not a curated record. Lineage: Eukaryota; Metazoa; Placozoa; Uniplacotomia; Trichoplacea; Trichoplacidae. The coding region runs from base 1 to 1920 and encodes 639 amino acids.